This is a messenger RNA of Eurypyga helias (sunbittern), 797 nucleotides long. RefSeq names its product chromosome unknown open reading frame, human C3orf38. The transcript is spliced from 2 exons. The record is from RefSeq and is a predicted model, not a curated record. Lineage: Eukaryota; Metazoa; Chordata; Aves; Eurypygiformes; Eurypygidae. The annotation marks the transcript as partial.
AAGCCAUUCAUGCCAUUUUGGUUUACAGCCAGAGUGUAGAAGAACUUCUGAAACGCAGAAAAGUCUGUCGAGAAAUACUUUUAAAGUAUUUGACAGCACAAGAGAUUCCAGUGCCUCCUUCCUCUGAGAAACAUCUGCUCAUUGACCGCGUAAAGCAGCACUGGAGCGGGCAGCUGGCGGCACGUGUCGUCGAGUCAGGGGAGAGAACACCACACGCAGAGGGUCCUGGGGAGAGACAGAAGUCACUAGAAGAUGACAUUCGUGAUCUAGGAGAAGAAUUCUGUCAGUGGUUCUUUGAUCUCCUGAAUUCUCAACAUCCCUUGGGAGUGACAGCUGAAGAAAGAUGGGGACCCCAGCAUUUUUGGGAGGAUGCUAAAAUGAAGUUCUGUUACAACACAUUAGAAAAAAACAUGGAAGAGUAUGUUGGUGCAGAAAUGGUGAGCCUUCGUCUGCUCUCGUUGGUUAAAGAAGAGUAUCUUCUGUUCAACCCAAACUUGCGUGCCAACGGACUGAAAUGUGCCAUGUCUCCACACGGGUUAGUACUGGUGGCAGUGGCUGGCACAGUACUCAGAGGCAACACUUGUUUAGGCAUCUUUGAACAAGUAUUUGGACUCAUUAGCUGCCCUGUUAGAGAGAAUACCUGGAAAAUAAAAGUUGUGAAUCUUAAGAUUCUUGGAGAGAAUGCUCUGGAGCCUGGGACGCAAAUUGAAAAACCCUCCCUAAAAUAUGAGUCAAACCAACUGCGGCAGUUUUAUGAUGGGAAAGAGCUGGCCGUGUUUGAACCUCAGAAAUUCUGA